This is a messenger RNA of Hyaena hyaena (striped hyena), 1269 nucleotides long. RefSeq names its product cytochrome c oxidase subunit 7C, mitochondrial. Gene Ontology annotation, biological process: mitochondrial electron transport, cytochrome c to oxygen. The record is from RefSeq and is a predicted model, not a curated record. The coding region runs from base 131 to 322 and encodes 63 amino acids. The transcript is spliced from 3 exons. NCBI's taxonomy places the organism in Eukaryota, Metazoa, Chordata, Mammalia, Carnivora, Hyaenidae.
CUGCUCGCCAUUUCCCAUCAGCCCUUCCGGCUCUUACACACCCGGGAACAAGGUCGUGAAAAGAGGUGGUCUUGGUGUGGUUCCUUUCGUCUGGAGUCUCUGCGCUUUUCGCAGAACUUCCAACAGCGCUAUGUUGGGACAGAGCAUCCGGAGGUUCACAACCUCUGUGGUCCGUAGAGGCCACUAUGAGGAGGGCCCAGGGAAGAAUUUGCCAUUUUCAGUGGAAAACAAGUGGCGGUUACUAGCUAUGAUGACUCUGUACUUUGGAUCUGGAUUUGCUGCACCUUUUUUUAUAGUAAGGCACCAACUACUUAAGAAAUGAGGUUUAAAUUAAUCCAUUGAACAGAUGUGGAAAGGAGCAUUUUAAGAGGUGCAGUCUGAAAAAAUGGAUCAAACUCUUGAAUGCAACAUACUCAAUAUGUUUGUAAAUAAACUUAUGGCAUGAAUCCUUAAUGCCUCUUCUCUGAAACCUGGAAUGUGAUAAUUGUGCUUACUUUUUAUUUGGGAAAUAUUCCAGUAUUUGGUCAAAAUAUGUGUGUAAUUUAGCUUCUUUCUUGGUUUUAAAUUUUGAGAUUUAAUUUUUGAUUACUAGGUCAUGACCUUGUUGGUAAUUUAUGUUAUAUAAAAUAGAAACCUGAAUUUGUCCCACAGUAAUUUUUGUAAUUGAAAAAGAGGAAGAAGUGUACUUGUAGUCUUUACUUUGAAGCUGUAAAAUUGUUUCUCUUCAUGAGUGAUAAUUAAUUAUGAGGAAAACCAUUAGUGAGUAUGUACAGAGUGAAGUCCAAGAGUUUUUUUCCUCCAGACUUGUAAUCUAAAACUAAAAUUUUUGCCUUGAUAAAUUUGCAGUUGACCAAUACUAGUCUUGUUUAGACUGAAUAAAAGAAUAUUUGAAAUGAAAUGUAAUAACUUAAUGCAAGGUAGAAUGUACAGAUAUUAUAAGUUUAUUCUGGAACUUUAGUACAUGGACUAAAAGAUGGCUCUGAAGAGCCAAAUUUAUGUUAUGGAUAGUAAAAUGCUGCUAGCUACUUAAAGUAUAAUGACUUAGUUCCUAGAGCUUUGAACUGGGGCUGGAAAAAGGUAGUCGGUGAAUGUCUUAAUCCUACUUUGGUCACUUUUAGAAUACCACUGCUAUUAGAGUAACGCCAUGAAGCAGAGGUUGUAAACCAGUGGUCUCUUUGAGCUCUAGACUUCAUGGUGAUUGGAGGUACUAUAGUUUUUAAAGCAGUAUUUACAAACUAGAAUAAUUAAAAGAAAGUCUCUUGAAAAAUU